Messenger RNA from Mucor mucedo, 1414 nucleotides. Its product is annotated as Thiolase, N-terminal domain-containing protein. Gene Ontology annotation, biological process: fatty acid beta-oxidation. The record is from RefSeq and is a predicted model, not a curated record. The coding region runs from base 83 to 1318 and encodes 411 amino acids. Gene Ontology annotation, molecular function: acetyl-CoA C-acetyltransferase activity. The transcript has 6 exons. NCBI's taxonomy places the organism in Eukaryota, Fungi, Mucoromycota, Mucoromycetes, Mucorales, Mucoraceae.
CCCCGGAUUUUUUUUUUCUUUUUUCUUUUUUCUUUUUUUUUCUUCUUUUACCUUUAUUAAACUUCUUUUUUCUUUGUAAACUAUGCUUGCUUCUACUCGUCGUUCCGUUGGACCUACUCGCGCCUUUAUCCGUACCUUUGCUUCUGCCACCAAGAGUCCCAAUGAUGUUCUCAUUGUCAGUGCUGUCAGAACCCCUGUGGGUUGUUUCAACGGUAGCUUAAAGUCUGUCCCUGCUGUUCAAUUAGGCGCCAUUGCUGCUAAAUCCGCUAUUGAAAGAGCCGGACUUAAGCCCGAGGAUAUCGAAGAAGCUUAUUUCGGAAACGUCUUACAAGCCAAUUUGGGUCAAUCCCCUGCACGUCAAGCCAUCUUGGGUGCAGGUUGUCCUGACACCACUGAAGCCACUGCCAUCAACAAGGUCUGUGCUUCCGGUAUGAAGGCCGUCAUGUUGGCUGCUCAAUCCAUCAAGAAUGGUGACCGUGAUAUCAUGGUUGCUGGUGGUAUGGAAAGCAUGUCCAAUGCUCCUUUUUAUGCUCCCCGUAAUGCCGCUUAUGGUCAUCAACAAUUGUCAGAUGCUAUUAUCAAGGAUGGUCUCUGGGAUGCUUAUAACAACAUCCACAUGGGUAGCUGCGCUGAGAACACCGCUGUCAAUUACAACAUCUCUCGUGAAGAUCAAGAUGACCAUGCUAUUGAAUCCUACAAGCGUGCUGCUCAAGCCUGGGAAUCCGGUCAAUUUGAUGCUGAAAUUGCUCCUGUUACACUCAAGUCCAAGAAGGGAGAGACCGUGAUCAAGGUAGAUGAAGAAUUCAAGAAUGUCAAGUUUGAUAAGGUCAAGUCACUUCGUACUGUUUUCAAGAAGGAUGGUACUGUCACUGCCGCUAAUGCUAGUACAUUAAACGAUGGUGCCUCUGCUUUAGUCUUGAUGUCUCGUGCCAAGGCUGAAAGUAUGGGUGUCAAGCCUUUGGCUCGUAUCAUCUCUUAUGCCGAUGCUGCUACUGCUCCUAUUGAUUUCACCAUUGCUCCCUCCAAGGCACUUCCUAUUGCUCUUGAAAAGGCUGGUUUGACUACAGAUGAUAUUAGUAAGUUUGAAUUAAAUGAAGCUUUCAGUGUUGUUGCUCGUGUCAAUGAAAAGAUCAUGAACCUUGAUCCUAAGAAGGUGAAUGUCUUGGGUGGUGCCGUGGCUCUUGGUCAUCCCAUCGGUUCUUCAGGUUCUCGUAUUCUUGUCACUUUAACUCAUCUCUUAAAGUCUGGUGAAUUUGGUGCUGCUUCUAUCUGUAACGGUGGUGGUUGUGCUUCUGCCAUUGUCAUUCAAAAGGAAUAAUUUUUUUUUUUUUUACUUGUGUUUGAUAAAAAUUAGAUUUUUUUUUUCUAUUUGAGAUGAUGCUUCAAUUUGACCAGGAUAGUAUAAACAUGGAGG